Molecule: messenger RNA, 1908 nt
Organism: Bactrocera oleae (olive fruit fly)
Lineage: Eukaryota; Metazoa; Arthropoda; Insecta; Diptera; Tephritidae
Gene: Tango2
Product: transport and golgi organization 2
Biological process (GO): protein secretion; Golgi organization
Cellular component (GO): Golgi apparatus
Source: RefSeq, a predicted model, not a curated record
GUAUGUCAAACAAGAAACGGAAAGAACUGCUGCUGUAGGCAAAAUCUGUUUACCUUCCGAUUGGAUAGUGUUACACAUAUCUGUUUAUUAUUACUCAGUAUGUGGCGUUGUGAUUAGAUAAGAAAUUAGUGAUAAUUAGUCAAGAAUACAAUGCAUAAUCUUUAAAUAGUGAUAAUUAGUAUUAUUUUCUUGAGAUAAUCGCAGGUGAAUCUUGAUAUUCUCGCCAAACAAUCUUAAACGUAUUAUAUACAUAUAUAUGUGAAUGCGUAAAGGCAAACCUAUAUAUAACAAUUAAGGCAUUUGCUUUCGAUAGUACUCACGAUUAAUUUGCUCAAGUGACAGUUUUAGUAGCAAAAAUUAACUAAAAUUUAAUAGCGCUUUACACUAAUACUAAAGAGAAAAUAUGUGUGUGAUAUUUUUUUAUGUAAACUCAAAUCCAACCUCCGGCGGUUAUAAGCUGAUUCUAGCAUCAAAUCGGGAUGAAUUUUUCGCCAGAGAUACACAAGAUGCAGCAAAGUGGGCUAACGCUGAGCAUGUUUAUGGAGGCAUUGACCUCGAACCUGGACGUGAAGGUGGCACAUGGCUGGCUAUAGGUGGCCAUGGUGGUGUAUUUAAAAUAGGUGCAUUGCUCAAUUUGACAGGCGAGCCAAAACCAAGGAAUGCUGUGGCUACACAUCAUAACAUAAUGCACUUCAAUUAUGACAACAAUAAGGCUGAUAUAAAAGGAAACAUCACACCUACAGACAACACACCAAUACCACUACUGAACAAUGAAAAUUUUUUGUUAGGCCGUGGUAUGAUCGUGUCUAAUUUUGUCUCUUCCGGUGAUGAGUGCAAUAUAAAAACUUACAACGCUGAACUAUUGGCCGAUUGCACCAAGUACAGCGCUUUUAAUUUUGUGUCAAUCGAAAUUGGCGAUUCAAAAAGACCCGCUGCAAUAACGCUGUUAAGCAAUUCGCCGCCCACUUUGGAGCAUUUUGCUGAUGGUAAAUGUUAUGGCUUUGGCAACAGUUUGGAUGCCGUGCCUUUUCAGAAAGUCAUAAACGGACGUCAACGUUUCCAAAAUAUUGUUGAGAAUUUUAACAAAAAAUUGUCAAACUCGCCGAUGGAGAGCGCGCAAAAUCUACAAAAUGAAUUGGUCACAAAUUUAAAGAAUUUAUUAAAGUGUAAACAAAAGUUUUGGCCAGAUGCGGAGUUGCAACGACGCGCACCCAAUUGGGGCGAACACUUGAGUGCGUUGAAUGUGAAUGUGCCGUUAGCGAACUAUGGCAGUCGCACGCACACCGUUAUACUGGUUGAUGAGCAUAACAAAAUGCAUUUCUAUGAGGAAACCAUGGCUGGACUAGAUCCCGAAGGUGAAUGGCGACAAACACAUAUCGAAAAAAAUUACUUUCAAAACCACAACUAAGUUGGCAAUGCGAAAACGUUUUAAUGCUUUGAUGUGUUGCGCUGCUUAUUGGUUGUGUGUAAAACUCAAUGAAUCUUAUUAUACAUUUUUGUACUCAGGUGAAAUGACUAAACGCUUUCAUGCAUAAGGAUCUAACAAAUAGGUGAUAAUACAAUUGUGUACGUCUGCUUUCAGCGUAGUUGUUUAAAUAUUGAUUUAAAAUUUUAUUCUCUGCAAUUGUUCUGAUUUAUAACUCUUACUAGUUAACAAGAUAAUUUUAUUUUAUAUACAUAUAAAAUAUAUACAUACAGUUAGUUUGCGUUUAUUGCAUAAGUUUUUAUUAUUUUAUUGUUUGUAAGCCUUGGCGACUCUUUGUUUGACACCUUUCAGCGCACCCUUGCGUGCACCGUUCACUAUGUUCUUAAAUGUGCCUGCAUGUUUUGCGCGUUUACUGUAAGAAAAAACCAAAUAGCAAAUAAAUAAAAGUAUGUAAAACAAUGAGAUUAAUGAAAACUACAAAA